Molecule: messenger RNA, 327 nt
Organism: Loa loa (African eye worm)
Lineage: Eukaryota; Metazoa; Nematoda; Chromadorea; Rhabditida; Onchocercidae
Exons: 3
Coding region: 1-327 (108 amino acids)
Source: RefSeq, a predicted model, not a curated record
AUGCAUUCGUUUGCUAAACCAAACAUAUCAUUCAAUUUCAACUAUCAACCAAAUCGAUGGCUAAAUUUGUAUUGCAGUUCAGGGAAUGCUAGUUACAAUAUUAUCGAAAAUAAUACGACACUGUUAAAAUGGCCUUGCACUGCGAAGUGUUGCAUGAAUCUGCAAAUUAGGAUGUUCACUACCACUAUUGGAUAUUGGGGAUGGAGAAGUUGGAGACUUCACCGAAAAGCAAUGAGGUAUGAAACAACUGCGAAAAACACCACACAAUUCAAGAAAUACAAGAUUGCUAAUAAACUUAUACCAUUAUUUUUAUGGGACAUAUCUUAA